Molecule: messenger RNA, 2013 nt
Organism: Chara braunii
Lineage: Eukaryota; Viridiplantae; Streptophyta; Charophyceae; Charales; Characeae
Source: the annotation of a GenBank genome assembly
GUUAUGCCAUUUGGCCUUACGAAUGCCCCGACCACUUCCAAGCGGCUAUGACAACGGAGUUCCGACACAUGCUGGAUCGAUUCGUACUUAUCUACCUCGACGACAUCCUAAGGUACAGCCGGAAUUUGGACGAGCAUGUGGAACACCUGCGCACCGUUUUGGAGCGGCUACGACAAGCCAAGUACAAAGCCAACCGCGACAAAUGUGAAUUCGCGCGGCAGGAGCUGGAGUACUUGGGACAUUAUGUGACGCCGCAAGCCAUCCGUCGGCUUGCGGACAAGAUCGAGGCCCUCCGCGUAUGGCCCGAGCCCACCAACACCACGGACGUCCGUUCCUUCAUGGGGUUGGCGGGCUACUAUCAGCGAUUCAUCACCGGAUACUCAAGGAUUGCUGCACCUAUAACGAGAUUACAAUCGCCAAAGGUGCCAUUCGUAUUCGAUGACGAUGCACGCCGGUCAUUCCAAGCACUUAAGACGGCCAUGCUCAUGGCACCCGUCCUUAGCAUCUAUGACCCCACCCUGCCUACGAGAGUGACAACUGACGCUUCCGGCUACGGCAUUGGGGCAGUGUUGGAACAACAUGACGGCGACGACUGGCACCCUGUGGAGUAUUUCAGCCACAAAGUGCCUCCCAUCAAUUCGCUUGAUGAUGCAAGGAAGAAGGAGCUGCUCGCGUUCGUGAUGGCUCUCAAGCGAUGGCGGCACUUCCUCCUUGGGCGUCGUAGGUUCACAUGGGUCACGAACGACAACCCAUUGACCUACUACAAGACGCAGGAUACGCGACACUUCAUCCGGGGCUAUGAGUCUGAUCCGGACUUCGCCACGUUGUAUGCCCAACUAUAUUCGGAUCACCCGCCGGCCAGGCAUCAUGACUCGCGACUCAACGGCCAUUUCGGAGUCAACCGCACCAUUGCAGGGUUUCGACAACGAUUCCGAUGGCCCGACCUCAUUACCGAUGUCACUCGGUAUUGCGACUCUUGCGAAGUAUGCCGACGAAGCAAGCCCCGCAAUCGCAACCCCUACGGCGAGUUGCGCCCGAUGCCUAUCCCACGGGAACCCGGCCUCUCCAUUGCCAUGGAUGUCACCGGACCAUUUCCCCGCGAUCGCCUCGGGCACGACGGCAUCCUCACGGUUGUGGACCGUUUGAGUAAGUAUGCGUGUUUUCUCCCUUGCAAGUACUACUCCACGGCUCCCGAGCUGGCACACCUCUUGGACACCGGUUGGAUUUGUGGCCACGGUGUACCGGAAGACAUAGUCAGCGACCGCGACACUCGCAUCAUGUCGGCAUUUUGGACUGCUCUCAUGCAGGAGUCCGGCACGAAUAUGAAACCAAGUUCGGCUCGGCAUCCACAGACGGACGGGCAAACGGAGCGGGCACAUCAAACCGCUCAAAUGAUGCUUCGUAUGCUCAUCCGUCCGGACCAGAAAGAUUGGGUUGACCGCCUCCCCGACAUCGAGUUCGCCUACAACACUUCAGUGCACCCGGCGAUCGGCGUGACUCCAUUCGAGUUGCACCACGGUGGACGGAAAGGCCGUAUCUUCGCCGACCUUCUCCUCCCACGACCAGCCGACAUCGACGUCGCUUGCUCUCCCGUUUCCGUCUGGAAGUACAGGGAAUUGCUGGCUCAAGCCCGCGCGAAUAUGCAAAAGGCUCAAGUCCGCAUGCAGCAGCAAGCCAACAGGCGUCGCGUGCCAUGUCCCAUCCGCGCCGGUGAUCUGGUUUGGGUCUCCGCGGAAGAGUUUGCACUGGAACAGGAUGUUUCACGCAAACUGCUUCCCAAGUGGUUUGGACUAUGGCCCGUAACAUCAGCCGCGGGCUAUGAGCCCGAUGGCCCUUCAUUUGAUCAAUAUCCCCCCGCAUCUGAUGGUCCAUCCAGUUUUUCAUGCCUCGAAGCUGGCAACAUAUACACCAGCUAAGAGCGACGACUUUCCGGGCCGACGAUCGCAGGACCCUCCAUCUAUGGAUGGUCAUCAGGAAGUUGACCGCGUCAUCACGGAUCGCAAGUACGGCAGC